Ramularia collo-cygni is the source of this 1971-nucleotide messenger RNA. RefSeq lists its product as uncharacterized. Gene Ontology annotation, cellular component: cytoplasm; nucleus. Gene Ontology annotation, molecular function: histone H3T3 kinase activity; ATP binding. The transcript has a single exon. NCBI's taxonomy places the organism in Eukaryota, Fungi, Ascomycota, Dothideomycetes, Mycosphaerellales, Mycosphaerellaceae. The record is from RefSeq and is a predicted model, not a curated record. Gene Ontology annotation, biological process: intracellular signal transduction; protein phosphorylation; mitotic cell cycle. Bases 1 to 1971 code for a protein of 656 amino acids.
AUGGCGCGCCAACAAGUCUACGGGAAGCGCUCGCGAGCCACAUUUGAUCCGCGAGCAGCAGCAUCAUACUCCAGCCCGACACAUGCACCACCGGAACCGAACCCUACGAAACCCGACGUCGCGGUGAGGAAGAUUGUUUUGGACGAUGCAGAACAAGAGGACCAGGUCCAGGUCAAGGAUGCGGAGAAGGCGGACAGAAAGGCAAGACGUGCACUGGGAGAGCGGAAUGCCAAUUCUGUGGUGCGGCCGGUGGAGAUUGUGACAUUGGGUACUCCGAAGAAGACCAAGACGCCAAAGAAGAGCAAGAGACCCAAGGAGCAGCAGGAUGAACAACAGCGUGAGGAUAUCGUCGCGACGACCAUUGCUGUCGUCCUCGUCAGUUCAAAAGUCGACGAGGAGGGAAGCGAAAAUGUCAAGACCAAGAAGCCAAAGUCGAGACGAAAGGACGAGGCAAGGGAAACUGAGGACUUGGACCCCGACGUCGAAGCCGAAGCGUUGAGGCAGGCCAAACAACAGAGAAGAGAAGCCAGAGCAGCAAAGAGACAACAAAAAGAACAGAAGCUACGAGAUGCCGAGCUGGAAUCUCAGCAAAUAGUGUUGCCUACGGACGAUGAUGUUGUCCAAAUCCGCGACGAGGAAGCCCAACAACCAACACCACCGCUCGACCUCUCCGACCCAUACCAAUCACAUUGUUCAUCCCUCUUACACCUCUCUUCACAUCCGCUUACACCAUUCUCAUCAUGGUCCGCCGAAAUCUCGGAGCAUUUCACCGUCACAAAGAUAGCCGAAGCCUCCUUUGGCGAGGUCUACCGACUUUCCCUUCAAAUCGUCCUCCCCGACUUUGACAGAUCUGAUGAGUCCGUCUUUAAAGUCAWCGCCCUCCGACCGCCGGAGUCAACCUUCCCAAAAGGCAAGAAGCGCAGUGCAGCCCUGAACAAGGCAGAGAUGAUGUCCGCUCCACUCGACGUUGCGAAUGAGGUCAAGCUACUACAACGCAUGUCCUCCAUCCCUGGAUUCACAAACUUUCGCGACUUGAGGAUCGUGCAAGGACGCCCUCCUGAGGCGUUCGUCGAAGCCUUCCACAAAUUCAACGCCAUCCAAGAAAGUAAGGGCAGGGACCUCAGCCACUUCCCGGACCCCAGCAAAAAGUCAAAUUAUGCAUCCGAUCAGCUUUGGGCCGUGAUUGAAAUGCAAGAUGCUGGAACCGAUCUCGAGCAGUUGGUUGAAGUGGGAACUUGUGCUCCAAUCUGGGACGUGUGGGAUAUCUUCUGGCAAGUCGUUCUAUCUCUUGCAAAAGGCGAGGAGGGCGCAGAGUUUGAACACCGAGAUCUUCAUCUCGGAAACAUAUGCGUCAGUCGCAAGCAAGAGACCAAGAGCAUGCAAGUCGAUGUGAAGAAGAAGCUGGGCUUCACCGGAUUGGAGACCACCAUCAUCGACUACACCAUCUCCCGCUGUCGAAUGCAAGACGAUUCAAUCGCGUACUUGGAUCUCGAUCGAGAUAGUACGCUUUUCGAGGGAGAUAGCACUGAAGAGUAUCAAUAUGAUAUCUACAGGUACAUGCGUGGCGUCAUGUACUUGGACUCUGCAUACACCUUCCCCUCCGAAGAUGAAGUCAAGCAGUCGGGAAGAACCUGGGAACAGUUCCAUCCCCAAACCAAUCUGGUGUGGUUGCAUCUGGUGCUCUACAAACUUCUCGAGCAGAUGCAACGGCCUAGCUCGAAAAGAGCUCCGGCGAAAAAGAUGAAGGAGAAGCACAUGCUCUGGAAACGAGCUUAUGAUUUGGAAGUUGUACUGUCCAAGGUUCAAGAACUUCUCGACCCGGAUGCGAUUUGCGAGAAUGGGAUCCGCUCGGCUAGAGACUUGGUCGUGUUGGCGAUUGAGGAAGAGUGGCUGGAUUGCAUGGACGUUGUUGGAGAGGGUGUGGAAGAUGACGAGGACUUGGCUCUGCAGAUGGAAGGUUUGGCAGUCUAG